AUGUCUACUGGAGGAUCGGGAGCUAGCACUAGUCAUUUGAAAAGACACGCUAGAGGUUGCAAUCAAAAGAAGUUGCAGACGGUUGCUGAAACAAGACAAGUCAUCAUUCCAUUUCAGCCAUCAAAGUCAAGUAACCCUUUUAUUAGUACAGGUGUUAGGUACUCUAAUGAAAAGAUGAGGGAAAUAAUUGCAAUUGCUAUCAUGGUUCACGAAUAUCCUUUUAGUGUUGUAGAGGAUGAUAUUCGGAUGUGGGGCUUUCAAUAUGCAAACCCAGAUUUUCAUAAAGUUACUCAUAAAACAGCAAGAAAUGAUUGUUUGGCAAUAUUUGGUAUGGAGAAGAAAAUUUUGAAGAAAUUUUUAGAAAGUGUGAGCAAAAUUAGUUUAACUACAGAUAUGUGGAAAUCUAGCCAUCAAGUAGUUGAAUAUAUGGUUAUCACAAGACAUUUUAUUGAUGCAGGAUGUAAUCUUCAAAAAAGAGUUUUGGGUUUUGUGAAAGUACCCCCUCCAAGGCGUGGUAUUGAUGUUGCUGAUGCUAUAUAUAAAUGUUUGAAAACUUGGGGGAUUGAAAAUAAAGUUUUUUCCGUAUCUGUUGAUAAUGCUUCUUACAAUGAUUCAUGCUUAAGACGUCUCAAAGAUAAUUUAUCUCUAAGUAGUAAGUUAAUCUUUGGUGGCUCUUUGUUUCAUGUUCGAUGUUGUGCACACAUAUUGAAUUUGUUAGUGCAAGACGUUCUUAGUAAAAUUAAGGAUACCAUUUUCAAUAUUUGUGAAAGUGUCAAAUAUGUUAACCACAAUGAUGCAAGACUAAAGGCCUUUUGUGAUGUGGUUGAGCAGAAACGCUUGAAAGAAAGGAAACUCGUCAUUGAUUAUCCAACAAGAUGGAAUUCAACUUUUAAUAUGUUGUCAACUGCUUUGAAAUUUAAGAUUGCUUUUGCAGCCUACAAAGAAAAAGAGCCUCAUUAUAAUCACACCCCUUCACUUGAAGAAUGGAACAAAGUUGAGAAAGUUUGUAAACUGUUAGAAGUAUUUAAUGGUGCAACUCAUGUGAUUUCAGGUAGUGAGUAUCAGACUGCAAAUUUGUAUUUAGCAGAAGUUUGGAAGGUUAAACAAAUACUUGAUAAGACUGAUGAAGACGAAGAUCUUUUUAUGAAAGAAAUGGUGCAAUUUCAUAUGGUGUGUAUAUGUUUUCCCUUGAUAUAUAAAUCUAAAGAAGUUGUUGAUGAGAAUAUAAAGAAGGUGAGAAGUUCAUUGGAAGAACUAUAUGAUGAGUAUCUAGCUUUAUCUUUGGAAGAGUCUCUGUCUCCGAUUGUUAAUUUGGAUAGUAAUAAUUUAUCAUCCUCCCAAGAAAAUGCUGCCAUUAUCACUGGAUUUGACGAAAUUCUGAGCAUUUUGCGUGAAAAUGAAACUGUGCUUCUAGUAAAAUCAGAAUUACAAGAUUAUCUUGAUGAAGGUAUUUACGUUCUUAAGACUAAAUCUUUUUGUGCUUUGGACUGGUGGAGGAACAAUAGCAUGAAAUAUAAGAUUUUGUCUAAGAUGGCUGCUGAUGUACUAGUUAUUCCAAUCUCAAUUGUGGCAUCUGAGUCCACAUUUAGUGCAGGAGGUAGAGUUAUUGACGAAUUUCGAUUUAAAUUAAACGAAGAAUCUGUUGAAGCUCUAAUUUGUGGCAGAGAUUGGUUUUGUCAUAAGUAUAAUGUGAAGAAAAAAUCAAAGGUUGAUAAACAAGCGAUACAAAUCACCUUGAAGGUUUGA
Messenger RNA from Cicer arietinum (chickpea), 1746 nucleotides. The record is from RefSeq and is a predicted model, not a curated record. Lineage: Eukaryota; Viridiplantae; Streptophyta; Magnoliopsida; Fabales; Fabaceae.